GUGGAGGAGGAGGAGGGGCAGAUCCUGCAGGACUUGACUCGCAGUAGCUUUUUCAGCCACUGCCGCGCUCGCAGGCAACUUGGGCAGACUUAUGGGGGACAUCUGAGCCUCGGACAGGACCAGAGUGGAGGCUGAGGGCUCGAUCCUUGAGGAAGAAGAAGCUGGAAGACCUGGACUUAAAGGGCUCUGCCUUCCUCUGCUCGCCCUGCCUCCCGCUCUCCCUGGGCUGGACUCCGCUCCGCUCCCGCGGUGCAGGAUCGUGGGAAAACUCCGCAGAUCGCUGCACGAAGCUGGGCUGCUGCUCUCCAAGUGACGCCGAGGCGGGUCCAACUGCGUGGAGUGAUCUAGUUGCGUUGGGGGGCUGCUUCGUUUUUCUGCCCCCCCCACCCAACCGCCCCCCGACCUGCAUUGCAACUCCGUGUGUUUGUCAUUGCAUUGCGCUGCACCCCCCCCCCCCUCGUGCACCACUACUGCAAGGCUGCGCGCGUGCACCAACUUGCCAAGCGUGCUUCUUGUUUUCUCGUGCCAACAAAAAAAAUGAAUUGCAAACCAGAAGAGGAGUUGCAGUGCAUGAAAGCGAUGGGGGUGUGACUGUGCGCGUGCAUUUAUUAUUAUUAUUAUUAUUUGAAUUGGGGUUUUGGAGCUGAUUUGACAGACAUGGCCAGCAAGAAGGAGAAGGUGUACGACAGCCGGCAGAUAGUGGAGAAGUAUCUGCACCACAAGCUGGCCAAGAGCGGUCACGCGUGGGAGGAGGAAGGAGGAGAAGAGGGAGAGGAGGAUGAAGAAGAAGAAGGAGGAGGAGGAGAGGAGAACAGGGUGCACCAGGCUCCGGCGGCCGUGCACGGAGCGCUGAGGGAGGCGGGGGACGAGCUGGAGCGCCUGUAUCAGUCCGAUCUGACCGAGAUGGCCGGGCGCCUGGAGCUGGAGCCCGCGGUGGCGAGCCGGAGCUUCGCGGCGGUGGCCGACGAGCUGUUCCGGGACGAGGUGAACUGGGGGCGGAUCGUGGCGUUCCUGGAGUUCGGCGCGGCCGUGUGCGUGGAGCGGCGGCGAGCGGCCGAGAGCAUCACCGCCGACGUGGCCCGCUGGAUGACUGAGUAUCUAAACGGGCCGGUUCUGAAGGGAUGGAUCCGGGACAACGGAGGAUGGGAUGCCUUCGUGGAUCUGAACGGCCGGCAGAAGGAGUCGGUUUUCAGCAGUUCCUGGCCGUCCAUAGUGAGCGUGUUCAGCCUGGCGGCGCUGGGGGCCGUGGGCUUCACCAUAGGAGCGUAUCUCGCUCAGAAAUAAACAGCUCCCUCCUUCUCCUUCUCCUUCUCCUUCCCCCUCCUCUCUCUUUGUCUUUCCUCUUGGCCCCUCUGAGAUGCUCCGGUCCUGGACACGCGUCUCUUCAAAGACGUUCCCCUCCGCUCUCUCUCCCUCAGUUUCAAAGCAAAAGCGCAAACAGCAGGAAAUGGACACGCCGCCCCCACUUCAGAAAUGGGAGGGCACAGAGGACUGAAACAGAAAAAAGACCAGGAGAAAAGGUGUCUGGUUCCGUUUAACAGUAUCUUCAGGGGUGCUGGUGUUUAUCUGUGCAGUGAACAGGUUCACAAGUCUUUCCGCAUUUACAUGUUCACCAUUCAUACCGGAUUAAAAUCACUCCACAAUUAUUACAGUCAGACUAUAAAACUACACACUGCAGAUUCAUACUGGAUUAAAAUCACUCCACAAUUAUUACAGUCAGACUGUAAAACUACACACUGC
Messenger RNA from Pygocentrus nattereri (red-bellied piranha), 1740 nucleotides. It is a transcript of the gene bcl2b, whose product is annotated as BCL2 apoptosis regulator b. Gene Ontology annotation, cellular component: mitochondrial outer membrane. The transcript has 2 exons. NCBI's taxonomy places the organism in Eukaryota, Metazoa, Chordata, Actinopteri, Characiformes, Serrasalmidae. The record is from RefSeq and is a predicted model, not a curated record. Gene Ontology annotation, molecular function: protein heterodimerization activity; protein homodimerization activity. The coding region runs from base 658 to 1284 and encodes 208 amino acids. Gene Ontology annotation, biological process: extrinsic apoptotic signaling pathway in absence of ligand; intrinsic apoptotic signaling pathway in response to DNA damage; negative regulation of intrinsic apoptotic signaling pathway.